UGGGUUAAGUGGGUUUGGUUUAGCUCGAGACAUGUGUGACUGUGUAGAAUGACUAGAAUCUAAACUGCAAGGGGAUUAGCUAUAAAAGGAUGCUUAGAUUAAUAUAGGAAAUUGUCUAUGCUCAUUUUUAAGUUAUGGAAUCAGAGACAGAUCAUAAGGAAGGAGGUCAGUCCUAUACGGUGAGCAUUGCACUCCCUGGUUCUAUUCUUAAUAAUGUACAAAGCUUUCAAUUAAAGACGUACCUUGCUGGACAGAUUGCAAGGAUUGCGGCCAUUUUUUGUGUCAAUGAAAUAGUUAUUUUUAAAGAGGAAGGAACUGAUACUAGGAAGGGCUCAGAGACUGAUCCUGAUGUCUUUAUGUGUAGAAUAUUACAAUACAUGGAAACGCCACAGUAUUUAAGGAAGGCACUCUACGGUAUGCAUCCUGAUCUAAAGUAUGCAGGUGUAUUGAAUCCACUGGAUGCUCCUCAUCACAUGAGAGCUCACGAGGACUCUCCUUUCAGGGAAGGUAUUGUAUUGAGUUCAACUGACGAUGGAUCCUCAAUGGUAGACUGUGGACUAAAUAAUAAUGUCACUGUGAACAAGAAGUUGGAAACUGGAGUCAGAGUAACUGUGAAAAUGAAGAAGCGCUCAGAAUCAGGAAAUAAUCUUAGAGGAAAAAUAGUGGCUCCUUCGAUUCCAUUGACAUCUAAAGGUAUCUAUUGGGGAUACCAGGUUAGGUAUGCUCGGAGUUUUGGUGAAGUCUUCACUAGCAGCUCAUACAAGGAGAGCUAUGAUGUUAUCAUUGGUACAUCAGAGAGAGGUGAUCCUAUUGAUAGUGUCCUACCUUUCCCUCAAUACAAGCAUCUUUUAAUUGUUUUUGGUGGUCAGCAUGGGCUGGAGUAUAGCUUGGAGAAGGACAGGACUCUGGAGGUGGAUGAUGUUAGAUCUUUGUUUCACUUUUACCUAAACACCUGCACCCAUCAAGGAAGCAGAACAAUAAGAACUGAAGAAGCUAUUACUAUCUCACUCUCGGCUCUAAAAGGACACAUUAUUCCGUCAAAAUGAUUACGCAAGGUGCCCCAUUGUUGGUUGAAGUGUGUUUCUCAAAACUGGUAUUCUUACAUUGAAAAAGUGAAACAAGCAAGAAAAGCACAAGAGACAAAAUUAAAGUAUACUGGUUAAAUAAGUGAUAGACAAACAUGGUGGUGUGUGAAUGUAUAGAGUAUAUAGUCAAUUGUUCUCAAUAUCCUUGUUUAUGCAUCAU
Molecule: messenger RNA, 1245 nt
Organism: Amphimedon queenslandica
Lineage: Eukaryota; Metazoa; Porifera; Demospongiae; Haplosclerida; Niphatidae
Product: putative methyltransferase C9orf114 homolog
Exons: 11
Coding region: 135-1046 (303 amino acids)
Source: RefSeq, a predicted model, not a curated record